Molecule: messenger RNA, 2063 nt
Organism: Nymphalis io (European peacock)
Lineage: Eukaryota; Metazoa; Arthropoda; Insecta; Lepidoptera; Nymphalidae
Product: cytosol aminopeptidase-like
Exons: 12
Coding region: 45-1679 (544 amino acids)
Biological process (GO): proteolysis
Cellular component (GO): cytoplasm
Molecular function (GO): manganese ion binding; metalloaminopeptidase activity
Source: RefSeq, a predicted model, not a curated record
UUUAGUGCUUAUAUUAUGUUUGUAUUUUAAUUUUUUUUUUUAUUAUGGGUUACGCAAAAUUAUUUUCGAGUAUAUAUUUGUGGAGAGUAAAUUCCGGUAGAUUAUUUAGGUUUUGUAGUAGUGUAGUUCAUAGUAGCGAAUGUGAUGCUAAGACUGGAAAAAAAACAAAGAAUGAAGCACACGACACUAACAGUGAAGAAAACAAGAGUGGCUUGGUUAUUGGGGUGUAUGAAGAAAAAGAUAAGUUCGAGCUGACACCCGCCGCUGAAGAAAUCAAUCAAAGAAGUGGUGGCAAGCUAUGCAAAUAUUUAAACGAACUAUCGUGCCAUCUAAAGCUGGGCAAGGCAUUCGUCGUGACUGACGUGGUGCUCGAAUUCGGUCCCGUCGCCAUUUCGUCUCUAGGCAAGAAGGAUCCGGGAUACAACAAACUGGAGGAGUUAGACGAGACUAGGGAGAACGUGAGGGUGAUGGUGGGUGCGGGUGUGCGUGCGCUGUGCGAGCGCGGCUGUGCGCGCGUGUCUGUAUGUGCGGCCGGAGCCCCGCACGCCGCCGCAGAGGCCGCGCACCUUGCUGCCUGGCGAUUCGAAGAGUUUAAAUCAAGCGCUGAUCGACAUCAAGAGGUUCAAUUGUCUCUUCACGGUUCCGAGGGUCAAGAGGAAUGGGACGCGGGUGUGGUGUAUGGGCAGUCACAAAACUGGGCUAGGUAUCUGACCGACAUGCCGCCUAAUAAAAUGACACCCGUGGAUUUCGCCCAGGCGGCGCUGGACACGCUGUGUCCGCUGGGCGUGCACGUGACGGCUCACGAGCGCGCGUGGCUGGAGGCGCAGCGCAUGCGCGGCGUGCUGGCGGUGGCGGCGGGCUCGUGCGAGGCGCCGCUGCUGCUGGAGUGCGCGUGGCGCGGCGCAGACAACCCGCCCGUGCUGCUCGCCGCAGACGGACUCACCUUCGACUGCGGUGGCUUAUGUCUGCGUUCUGCGCGCGACAUGCACAGUGCACGCAGCGUGACGGGCGCGGCCGUCGUUCUUGCCGUAUUGCGGACGCUCGCCUUACUCAAGGUGCCGCUACACGUACGCGCGGUGAUCCCGCUGUGCGAGCAGCUCGUGAGCGGGCACUGUCUCAAGCCGGGAGACGUGCUGCCCGCGCUGAACGGUUUACACAUGCAGGUGGAGGACACAGAUCUAGAGAGUCAGCUGAUGCUGGCAGACGCACUAGUGUACGGACAGGCUAUAUACAAGCCUUCACUCGUAAUUGACGUCGCCUCUCUCGCGCCGGUGGGGGCGUCGAAUGCGUGUGCGUGCGUGUUCACGAACAGCGAGCACGUGUACCGCGGCGCGCGAGACGCGGGCGCGCGCACGGGCGACCGGCUGUGGCGACUGCCGCUGUGGGACUACUACCGCAGACAAGUGCGAGAUGAUCCAGCAGUGGAUUUGAGGAACAAAGGCUCAGGGACAGCUACUAUUUGUAAGGGAGCAGCUUUUUUAAAGCACUUCGUGUGCGGCGAGUGGCUGCACGUGGACACGUCGGGCGUGCGCGCGGGCGGCGCCGUGUACCUGCGUCACGGACGAGCUGCCGGCCGGCCCGCGCGCACCAUCGCCGCCUUCCUGGCCGACGCCGCGCUCGCCGACAAACACGCCGACUCGCAUGCCGACAAACACGCCGACACUCCGCGGGAUUCGUGAUGCGGCUGGACAUGACAUGUGCACCGCGAGAUCCGAAAUUGCCUGUAUUAAAUUGUUAACGACCAUAAUAAUUAAUACGAAUGAAAUAUUAAUAACAAAUCAACCUAUUUAAUUACUUAAAAAGUAAUAACAUAAGCUGUUUUGUUAAUAUUAGGUACUUAAUUUGUAUUCUCAAAAAAAGUUCUUGUGACACAAAAAAAAUACUGAAAUACUGUUGAGGCGACGGCCGAUCCAAUUUUUCAUGAUUUUACAAGUACAAUAACACUUAGUGUAAUGUAUAAUAUACAUACCUAUUUGGUUAUUUCUUAUUAGGUAAAUCGUUUUGUAAAGUUUUCUUAAUAGACAAAAAUAUGUUUAUUUAUGAUUAUUAAUAAUAAAAUUAUA